GAGGCAAGUUGAGGCAGCACGCGCUGGCAUGUCCGCCUGCGGACGGCUGGACUGACGGGGGAACAGGACUUCAUGUGCGGAUAAAAACUCCGGAUUUUCAUCCCGUACAGUGGCUUGGCGGGAAGGUUAGGGGGCUCUGGGAACAACAACAUUAUUUACAUUUUUUUUUUACCGCCUCACAUCUGUUUUGGGGGCGCGUGCGCUCCUCCGCCUGGGGGAUCAUGGGCUGUACGGUCAGCGCCGAGGAUAAAGCUGCCGCCGAGAGGUCAAAAAUGAUUGACAAAAACCUGCGGGAAGACGGCGAGAAGGCAGCCAGGGAGGUGAAGCUGCUCCUGUUAGGUGCUGGGGAGUCUGGGAAAAGCACAAUUGUAAAGCAAAUGAAGAUCAUCCAUGAAGAUGGGUACUCAGAAGACGAGUGUAAGCAGUAUCGAGCGGUUGUUUACAGCAACACCAUCCAGUCCAUCAUGGCCAUUGUUAAAGCCAUGGCCAGUCUCAAGAUCGACUACAGCGACCCUGCCAGGACGGAUGAUGCCCAGCAGCUGUUUGCCCUGUCUGCAGCUGCUGAGGAGCAGGGUAUUCUUCCUGACGACUUGGCCAACGUCAUCAGGAGAUUGUGGGCUGACGGCGGCAUACAGAGCUGCUUUGCUCGGUCGCGAGAAUACCAGCUCAACGACUCGGCGGCCUAUUACCUGAACGACCUGGAGAGGAUAGCGAAAGCAGAUUACAUCCCCACCCAGCAGGACGUGCUACGAACUCGAGUGAAGACCACGGGAAUCGUCGAGACUCAUUUCACCUUCAAGGAACUGCACUUCAAGAUGUUUGAUGUGGGAGGCCAGCGCUCGGAGAGGAAGAAAUGGAUCCACUGUUUUGAAGGAGUAACAGCCAUUAUCUUCUGUGUUGCUCUCAGUGCUUAUGAUCUGGUGCUGGCUGAGGAUGAGGAGAUGAACCGAAUGCACGAGAGCAUGAAGCUCUUUGACUCCAUCUGCAACAACAAAUGGUUCACGGAAACAUCCAUCAUCCUCUUCCUCAACAAGAAAGACCUCUUCGAGGAGAAGAUCACCCGCAGCCCUCUCUCAAUCUGCUUCCCCGAAUACUCAGGAGCCAACAAAUUUGACGAGGCUGCCAGUUAUAUUCAGACCAAGUUUGAGGAUCUGAACAAGAAAAAGGACACCAAGGAGAUCUACACCCACUUCACCUGUGCCACCGACACCAAGAACGUGCAGUUCGUCUUCGACGCCGUCACCGACGUCAUUAUUAAGAACAACCUAAAAGACUGCGGUCUUUUCUAAAGGACCAAAUUAAAUCCAGCAAACGUUUUUGUUUUUUCCAUAGGAUCAAACCCCGCCCCCCCACUGACUGCAUGAGAGACUGCGAAACCCUGAUCGCUGCUUUUCAUAAUGAAAACCAUGACGGACUUUAUUCCUGGAGCGGAGAUGCGAUGAAACGUCACAGAUUUCCAAACGUGGACUCUCCGCCUCGUCUGUUACUUUAUAGACAUACUCAUUUCUGUACAGAGUAGAUCUUCAUUUUAGUGUCGCACUAAUGUAACCCUCUAGUUUAAGAUCAAAUCAAUUAGAAACACUUUAGGUUGAGCGGAAAAAUGAAGUGCUGGAAAUGAAGUCAUAAAAACCGGUCACUGUAUUUGAAAUGAAACUGUUUUUGGGACCAUUCAGUCUUCAGAUCCGUCUCUGUGUCUGCGUCUCCUCACCUGCAGUUAGUUGAUUUUAUCGCCUUUUUCUUUAAGAGAGAGUAGAAACACUGCUGACUAAAAGAACUUUUCUAACGAGUUUAUGUUAACGCUCAUUUUCUGAACCUUUUGACAGCACAGAGCUUAUUUUUAUGGAAAACUCUUCCAAGAUCGCAGAGGAAAUCCGACGAAGGGAACAAAGUUUUUGGUACGUUUACACAGAACCAAUCCUCACUCUUGUAUGAUAGUGCAUCGUCCUGCAUGACUGUACAGAUAUUAGCCAGUAUUUCCCCAUAAGCAAAAUACGCAACUUUAAAGAGUAGAAGAGCAUCUUGGUUCUGUGCCACCUUUAAAGGAUCGGUUCUAAACAUUAUUGAUCCGGUUUGUCUCCAUUCCGAGUCUUCUUACGUCUGUUUGUGCCUUGAUAUUUGUUUACACUUGUUCUGUUUUAUUUACAGUGCAUUGGGGCUGUUUAUAUCCCACCUAAAUUCACACACAUUCCGUCAUUCUAAAUUCACUGAGAUAGUUGAUGGUUGUUUAUUAGCAUUAAGGUUAAAAUGUUUUUAUACUGCAGUGUGAUCGAUUAAGGAGUCUACGGGAGUUUUUAUGUGUAAUUGAAUCUUUUAACUAGCAAAUUUUAAAAAGAGGGUUAGCAGUGCUUAUGUAACGCGGGGUCUGGAAUGUGUCGUUUUUUGGUCAAAGAGUUUCAGAAUGAAGGAUCUGAGUAUUUUCUGUUGCUUAUAGCUAAAACAAAAAUAUCAAUCCAGUAUCCAGGAGUGAUGGAAAUUGUGAACAUCCGUCUGAUGAAUCGUCCGACACCAAGUUUCAUCUUGCAAACGCACAACUCAAGACUUAUUUCCACAAAAAAAGGUAGAACUAACCCUCUGGAUAAAAUUAACAGAACUAUCUUAUCAAUCUGAAUUUCAGGCGAUUUAAAUCAAACUGUCUCUUUUGCUGAAUAAUUCAGUGUCAUCACAAAUUAUGACUUCUAUAUUAACACAUGUAUCAAAUGUUAAAACAUUUUUCUGAGACAUUGUAUAAAUAAAACUGUAAUUAAACUAUGUAUACAAUCUCAUUAAACUUCUGCACUCUG
Oryzias melastigma (Indian medaka) is the source of this 2780-nucleotide messenger RNA. RefSeq names its product guanine nucleotide binding protein (G protein), alpha inhibiting activity polypeptide 2b (gene gnai2b). Gene Ontology annotation, biological process: adenylate cyclase-modulating G protein-coupled receptor signaling pathway; gamma-aminobutyric acid signaling pathway. The transcript has 9 exons. Gene Ontology annotation, cellular component: heterotrimeric G-protein complex. The coding region runs from base 222 to 1289 and encodes 355 amino acids. Lineage: Eukaryota; Metazoa; Chordata; Actinopteri; Beloniformes; Adrianichthyidae. Gene Ontology annotation, molecular function: GTPase activity; G protein-coupled receptor binding; G-protein beta/gamma-subunit complex binding. The record is from RefSeq and is a predicted model, not a curated record.